Molecule: messenger RNA, 1254 nt
Organism: Pogoniulus pusillus (Red-fronted tinkerbird)
Lineage: Eukaryota; Metazoa; Chordata; Aves; Piciformes; Lybiidae
Product: nyctalopin-like
Exons: 1
Coding region: 55-1254 (399 amino acids)
Cellular component (GO): extracellular matrix
Molecular function (GO): protein binding
Source: RefSeq, a predicted model, not a curated record
ACUUGCGCAGCCAAGGCCGGCCCGAGCCUGAAUCUCUCCGCUCCGUGCCCCAGCAUGUGCAGAUGUGCUCCCGAGGAGAUGAUCCACUGUAACAGAGCCGGCCUGAGAGCCCUGCCCGCAGGCAUAGCAGCCUCCACCGUCUCGCUCAGCCUCUCCAACAACUACCUGCGGACCCUCGGCACCAACACCUUCCAGAACCUGACUGUCCUGCACAGCCUCUGGCUCGAUGGCAACAACCUGACCUUCCUGUCCCCGGGGACCUUCCACGCUCUCGGCCAGCUGCGGGAGCUGCACCUCGGCAGGAACUCGCGCCUCACCCACCUGCACGCCAACACCUUCCGAGGGCUCCUGAACCUGGUCAGCCUGGACCUGUCCCACUGCAACAUCUUCGAACUCCACCCCCUGCUCUUCUCACACCUGCCCGCCCUGCAGAGGCUCGACCUGGCCUCCAAUAACAUGCGCUACGUCCCCCAGGCCUUCCAGAACCUCUCCAGCCUCACCAGGCUGUCCCUGGAGGGCAACCACAUCGAAGCCAUUGGCAGGGACUCCCUGAAGGACCUGGAAGCUCUGUACGCUCUGAACCUCAGGAGGAACCGGAUCUGGAUCAUCCAAAGCGGCGCUUUCACAAAGCUCCUCAGGCUGGGAGAGUUAAAUUUAGGACACAACUUCGUGGCUGAUUUGCCUAAUCAGCUUUUCGAGGGCUUGAGCCAGCUCAAGACCAUGCACCUGGAAGCCAACAGAAUCAGCGCCGUGGGCUGCGCCUUCAGGCGCCUCCUCAACCUGAGGAGCUUGUACCUGAACAACAACCGGAUCUCCUCCAUCUCAGGCUCUGCUUUCCUGGACUUAAACAAGCUGCACUUCCUUCACCUGAGCAGGAACAACCUCAGCUCCCUCCCCACGGGGCUGCUGGCAGGGCUGCCCAAGCUGAAGCACGUCCUCCUGUCCCACAACCCCUGGAGAUGCGACUGCAAGAUGCUGUGGUUCUGGCGGUGGAGCGCUGCGCACCGGGGAGCCAUCCAAGGGCUACACUGUGCCUUCCUGGGCCCUAAUGACACCCUGGCCCUUGAUGUUCUCCAGCCAGGGGACCUGGCAGACUGUGCAGUGCCACCUCAGCUGGCAAGCGAAGACAAGUGCAAGGUGGCUGGCACCAGCACGGCUGCCAGGACCCCCACCGUCCCCAGCAAGCUCAUCCUGUUGGCGCUUGUCUCCCAUGCGUGGGGUUUGGUUCCGUGGCCACACUCUGACAGUGUUUGA